Molecule: messenger RNA, 2578 nt
Organism: Hevea brasiliensis (rubber tree)
Lineage: Eukaryota; Viridiplantae; Streptophyta; Magnoliopsida; Malpighiales; Euphorbiaceae
Exons: 12
Coding region: 155-2116 (653 amino acids)
Molecular function (GO): protein binding
Source: RefSeq, a predicted model, not a curated record
UAAACCCAAAACCCUAAACUGGGGAAAUCAGUGAGUGCAAGCGUGUGACCUUUUCUUCCCUCCGCGCUCUCUCUCUAAACUAAAAGCGCACGCCUCUCUCUCUCUCUCUCUCUCUCUCUCUCUCUCUCUCUGUGGGAAGUGAUAAUUCUGUUCAAUGGGGAAAGAGAAAUUGAAGCCUGUAAUCACAUCUUUCACUCCUGAUGGCGACUUCCUCGCCAUUUUAUCUCCAAAUGGAACUGUCAAAAUCUGGAAUACAGGCAAUGGAAGUUUAUUGGCAGAGUGGAAGCAAUCAGAUGACUGCCCUGUUAAUUAUUCAUGUAUAGCCUGCAGUUCUGUUGGAAAGAAGCGUAAAAAAGAACAUGGGUCGCUCUUAUUAGCUCUUGGCACAAUUGAUGGAGAUAUUUUGGCUAUUGAUGCUAUCACCAAUGACACAAAGUGGAAAUCUAGUGGAUGUCUCCCAGGUGGAGUCAUUGGUCUCUCUUUUGCGAAUAAAGGCCGCACUCUGCAUAGCGUUGGCACUAAUGGAAUGGCAUAUAAGAUGAAGUCAGAAUCUGGAGAGCUGAUAAUGGAAUUUAAAGCAUCCAAGAAGCCCAUUUCUUGUGUGGCUUUUUCUAGUGAUGAGAAUAUUUUAGCUCUAGCUAGCAAUAGGACACGGGUUCUGAGCCUGGAGAAUGGAAAAGAGCUUCUAAGGUUCCCUGAUUACUUGGGUCCAGUGCAGGAUAUUUCUGUAGCUAAUAAUGCAAAGACUAUUAUUACAUCAAGUUUUGGGGAGAAAAAUCUUUAUUUAUGGAAAUGUGAUUUGAGUUCCAAAAGUGUAAGUCGUGGUCCUGUUCUUUCCAUGCGACAUCCUCCAUUAGUCUUUGAAUGCAAGAAUAGGGGUGAAGAAAAAGAAGAUGGUUUAGUUGUCUUAGCAGUAUCAGAGGCAGGCAUAGCCUGUGUUUGGAAUUUCGAGACCAUGUCACAAGAUGAGGUUAAUCCAACAAAAAUCAAAGCAAAAGGUAACAAAACUGAAACAAACCAGCAGAAGGGUGAAAAUUCCAAGAAGAUUCGCACUUCAAUUUUGGCUGCCAGAUUACAUAAUCUAGAGGAUGAAAAACAGUUGACAGCCAUUAUUGCUUAUGGUUUAAUAGAUUCUCCACAGUUUAGCAUAGUGAACAUCAACAACUCUGGGGGGAACAUUGUUGUCAGUGCUGCAGAUAAAACUGAAAAUGCUGGAGAAAAUGGAAUUCUGCCUAGGAAAGAUCUCCAUGAUUUGGAAUCAGAAGCAACACUUGCCUCAACCCAAAAUAAAAAAACAAAGAAGAAACGAGCUGCAUCUGAUAUGAUAGGAGAUGUUGAUUCUGAUAAUUGUGAGGCUAUGGAUGGAGUCCUCGUGGAAGAUGAUAUGAAUGAGCCAACCAUGGGUGAGAAACUUGCAAGCUUAAAUUUACAAGAUAUUGAUAAACCCAAGAGACAUGAGAAACAGGAAUCACCUCCUUUGCCAAAGCCACCUAGUGCAGACUCAGUCAAUGUUGUUCUCAAGCAAGCAUUACAUGCUGAAGAUCAUGCUCUUCUACUAGAUUGCUUGUAUACCCAAGAUGAGAAGGUUGUUUGCUCUUUUUUUGUUAAGGAUGAUGGUACAGUAAGGAACAAAAGUCCACAAUAUAACAGAAUAACAGAUAAAGUUAUUGCAAAUUCAAUCUCCCAGCUUAAUCCAUCUGAUGUCCUCAAGCUUUUGCACUCUCUUCUAACCAUAAUUGAUUCAAGGGGAGCAAUCUUGGCAUGUGCCCUCCCUUGGCUAAAACGUUUACUUCUUCAACAUGCAAGUGGAAUAAUGUCCCAGGAUUCUUCUUUGCUUGCCCUGAACUCUUUAUAUCAGCUAAUUGAAUCCAGAAUCUCAACUUUCCAAUCAGCUAUUCAGCUGUCAAGUUGCUUAGACUUGCUCUAUGCAGGGGUGGUUGAUGAUGCAUCAGAAGAAAAUGAAACAGUAAUUCCAGUAAUUUAUGAAGACAAGGAUGAAAGUGAUGAACAAGAAUCUGAUGAGGCCAUGGAAACUGAUCAAGAUAGUAAAGAAGAGGAAGAAGAAGAAUUUGGUGGACUUAGUGAUCUUGAAAGAGGUGAUGACAUGAGCGAAUAAAUAUAACGUCAUCCAAGGCUAUUUUGCGUUGUUCAUGGGAACAAUAAUUAAAACGGAUUUGGAAUUUUAUGUUCUGGGGACGUUCAUCCAUGCCAGUCCUCAUGAUGAGAGUCUGCCCGACUCUAAUGGCUUUGUUACAAAAAUCAUUUUCCUGGAGAUAAGAGAACAUUUUGGAUUGGCGGCGGACUGGAUGAGUUUCAAAGAAAUGCCUUGGUUCUGCUACUUCUGAUCGUGUUAUUACUCGCUAACAUGCAAGAAGCUUGAUUUUAUCGGCUCAACCAUUUGUCAAUUUGACUUCCUUGAUAAAACGGAUUGCAGGAUUCUGAUCAUUACUACUUCACAAAGAAACCACGUUAACUGUUGUACCUUAUCUUUCUUUUUUCCCGUUAUGUAAAUGAUUUUGAGUGAUUUGCUGAGCAAAAUCUCAACCUUUCUUAGAAAUGAAAGACCCACAUUGACAUU